This is a messenger RNA of Diabrotica balteata, 5097 nucleotides long. The record is from the annotation of a GenBank genome assembly. NCBI's taxonomy places the organism in Eukaryota, Metazoa, Arthropoda, Insecta, Coleoptera, Chrysomelidae.
AUGCAGCCCGCAGGCAGAGCCUUUCCGAUGGUUCAAGAAUCUCAAGGCAUUUACACAAUAACAGCAGAAGAUAUAAGUUCCUCCAGCUCAGAAUCAAAGGAAACAUUCACAGAUGACUGGAACUACAAGUUGGAACAUAGUAAAGUACCCAUUUUGGCGAAUAUCGUUCGGAAUCAUACUCUUCCACCACCGGGCAAUGGCAGUGCUCGAUUGCUGUGGGAAUACGAUCAAGAGAAAUCCUCGCAUUUGCCGCAAUUCUUUGAUAAAGCAUUGAAAUUGUUAAAUUUGAAACAAGUUGCAUUUGAAAUUGAAAAUUCGGUUAUGUCAAAGGUUUCUUGUACAGCAUGUAAAGCAGGAGCAGGUUUACUUCAGCACUACACAAGAAUAGGCAAAUCCGAAAAAGAAAUCAAAAAAACUAUCUAUCAGUUCUGCGUCAAUUUAAAACUCCAAUCACCGAGAGUUUGUGAAGGAAUUACAGAACUGUUUGCGGGGGAGGUCAUUUACGUUCUCAGCAAAGUCAAAAUCGGUCCGGAUGAAAUAUGCAGUUUUGUGAUUGGUGAUGCUUGCGGUGAUAUUUACAAUCCCUACCACGAGUGGGAAGUUAUGUUCCCACCAGUACCAAAGCCUACUGUAAUUGAACAAAAUGUACCAGAGACUUUUUGGUUCUACAUUCAAAAAACAUGGUUACCUAACCUAGCUAAAUGGGGCGACUAUAGAAAAUGCGAUACACCAAAAAUUACAGUAGACCAUAUGUUACAACAUAUUCAAGAGACCCACCCUGAUAUCGAUUAUAUUCUUUGGACUGGAGAUCUACCACCCCAUGACAUCUGGAAUCAAACAAGGGAAGAAAAUUUAAAGAUUCUUAAGGACACCGUCAAACAGAUGUCGACGAUGUUCCCUGGUGCACCUAUAUUUCCAGCUCUAGGAAACCAUGAGUCAGCUCCAGUUAACAGGUGGUUGCUGCUCAAUAGUACAGAUCCCGCAACAGAGCUGCAAUGGUUUAUUUAUGAAUUGCAGUCUGCAGAAUUUAAUGGAGAAAAAGUACAUGUAAUAGGUCAUAUUCCUCCUGGUCACUCCGAUUGUCUGAAAGUGUGGUCAAGAAAUUACUACGCAAUUAUCAAUAGAUAUGAAUCAACCAUAGUUGCUCAAUUUUUCGGACAUACCCAUUACGAUGAAUUUGAAGUAUUUUAUGACAAAAAGGAUUUAUCAAGAGCCAUAAAUAUUGCAUAUAUUGGACCAUCGGUAACACCUUACUAUGAUUUAAACCCGUCAUAUCGAUUGUAUUAUGUAGAUGGUGAUCAUGACAAGUCUACGAGGGCUGUGGUAGAUCACGAAUCGUGGACAAUGAAUCUCCGAGAAGCCAAUCUAUACGGAUACCCAAUUUGGUUCAAGCUUUACAGUGCCAGACAAGCUUUUGGGCUCGAAGCAUUACGACCGAAAGAUUGGGAUGAACUUGUUACCAAAAUGACAAACGAUCCAAAGCUAUUUGAGUUAUUCUACAAGUAUUAUUACAAAGCCAGUCCUGUGCGACCUAGCUGUGAUACAGCAUGCAGGAAGAAGAUAUUAUGCGAUCUACAUUCUGGUAGAUCGCACGAUAGGAAAAAAUCUGUGUGAAACUAUAGAAUCUAGAAUAGAUUCAACUUCCAACGUGAGUUGGAAAGACUGGUUAUACAAUACCAUAUCAGUUUCAAAUAAUUUUGCAAAUGGUGCUUCGUUUUUAUCUCUCUAUGAUUAUUUUGAUGAUAAUAUUGAGGUUUGUUCAAAGUUGUGGUCUUCGUGGAGUGUGUGAAUAUUUAGUAAAAAAAUGUUAUAAUUGAAAACACCUUAAAAUAUGCUGUCCUGGUAUUGCUGCUCCUCACUCUAUCUCUAGGUGUUGUUAGUUUCUUAAUAUUUCGAAUAGUAUUAAACUCUGCAACAGGUUUUUUAAUAUCUUUUAUUUUAUAAAUGUAUUAAUAAUACCAAGUACCAUGAGAUGGCGAUAUUGAAUAUCGUCUCUACAUAUUAGACAACCAACAAUGUUCACAUUAGUAGUCCAGAUUGCCUAACAACAUUAUAUAAUAACUAAGUAUUUUGCCAGUAAUUAAUUUUAGUGUCUUCAUUUCUGUAUUUAAUAAUUUCUUAUGAAUUUCUGUUGAUAAUUGCUUACGAUUGUAUGCACAUUUACUCAUUAUCAUCUUCAAUUUACAUGUUUUCUCAUUUCCUGUAACUAUCGAAGUGAAUCUACCAUUUUUUGAAACAGUGAACGUUUUCUUAUGGCAAAUAUCGCUCAAAGGCUCAAAUAUAGUUUCUUUUAACACAAGCUUCAUAUUAGGAAAUCACACGGUGUUAUAACUUGCGAAUAAGUUGGAUGACAAAAUAACUAAAUUAUUAAUUAAUCUUUCUAAUCAUUCAACUAAUUUCGGUUCCUAAUAUAGUUAUUGCAAUGUAGCUCAUACAGUUGAAUUAAACAGAUAAAAUCGCAAAAUAGUGCAAAAUCGUUUAUCUAAUGCACACACCUUCCUAUUUAUGUGAAUCUUUGUACAGGGUGGUACCUUAAGGAAAAAUAUAUUUGGAAUCUUAAUUUUACUUUUAAAAUUAUACAAAUGUUUGCAGUUGCUCACUAGAUAAGACAGUAAAAUUAUUUAUCAUUAAAAAUUUUAGAUUUAGAAUGGUGUUUAUUUGCUUUAUAUUUGCUGUCAUUUUAUUAUCAUAUUCGCCUUAAUAUAUAUUAAUAUAUAUUAUAAUUCGCAAUAAUCUUUCUAUUUUUAUUUACUAUAUAAAGUCAUUUGAGUCGAUAUAGCAUAGCAAGCUAUGGAAAUUUUAAAGAAUGUAAAACUGGAUAGAAGAAUUACGUAUUUGUAGAGAUUAAAGUUAGGAAUUCGGCAGAAAAACAUGUAUUUUAAACGAAAUGAAUUGCAAUUAAUUAAUCUGAAGAUAUUGUUUUUUGCCUAUCAAUUUGGGCGACCCAGCCAUUAUUAUGUAUAAUUUCAGUCAAAGCGCCAAAGUUGGUCUAAAAUUAAGUGUUAAAAAGAUAAAAUUGGUGGUAGUUAACAAUAAUCUUAACCUUAAUCAUCUUUAUGGUAAAAUAGAGUAGAUAACAAUAUUUUUGCAGUAGUAAUAUAUGUUGGAAACUAGCUUUUUAGUACAUUCGGACCAACGCGAGGAUAAAAAUACCUUUAUAACGUUUUUUCUGAAGACCACUCAACAAAUUUUCAAAGAAUAUGUUUUAUUUUUGUUUAACAAACAUUCUUCUUCUUCUUCUUGUAAUGCCUAUCCGUUUUGGAUCUUGACAACCAUCAUGGCAAUGGUCGAAAAAAAAGAUAAGUUUUUCUAGCUCAUAGAUGAUUUAUUUCAGGUAUAUUUUUUAUUUUUGAAAAUUUUAUUUCAUCUACUUUUUUCAGUAAGCGCUCUAAAUGUGUCAAGCUUCUCAUCUGAGCUCUGCUUCUCACAAACUUGGUGAAAACCAUACAUAGUACCACAAAUUCGUUGGAGAAUUUUCUUCGCGUAACUUCUUCCUAAAAACCCCUGUUUCAAUUUCCAUUAUCUAAAAUAGCAGAAUAUCUCAAACCAAGAUAGAAAAACGUAAUGCACGUACAGCCAAAAAUACUUCAAUUAGGAAGUAGAGUAAACUACCAAAGAUUUGUAUACGCUAGAACAGAACCCAAACAUAUAUGCCUGGGAAAAACGGGUAAGGGAUUCUGAAAAGGUACAAAACAAUGAAUCUUUGGCUAAAGUAUUGAAAAAAUAUGCCUUAAUGUAAUCACCUAUAAGAAACCAAUUGGAUAAAACGUUUUUUUUAUAAAUGGUCUAUUUUCACAAUUUAAACUUUUGGAAUGAUUGGGAUGAUUUAAUUAUUUAUUUAUUGGUCCACCCUGUAUAGACAAUAAAUAGUUUUAUAUAUAUUAUUAGUUAGGAAGUUAUUUAAUAAAAAUAACCUAUAUUUUGAUAUAUAAAAUUAAUUUUAUAAACUUAAAUUCAAAAGCAGCUAUUUUUACGAAUCGGAAACUACAAGAAUAAUACGAUAAUUAUGAUACUGUGUGCUUUAUUAAAAGAAAAGAAACGGUUCAUUCACCCUGUAAGAUUUCGCCAAAAAGAUAUUUUUCUUCUUACUGUGCUGUAAAACUCAUUUGUAGAUCACUUUUCAUUCAAUUACUGGGGUGAAUAUACCACAGACAUACAUAAAAGAGCCAAGACAAUUAACAAAAGAUCCACGCACAGGUGGCAAGCCAGUGACAGGCCGUUUUGCCCCACGUUGGGCGCCAAAAAUGUCAUUGCUUUGGUUAUACUUGUAAAAAAAAAUUGAUAAGUAUUUUUAUAACUCUUUUAUUAUCAUCAUCAUAUUCAUAUUCAUCAUCAGCAUCAUAAGCUCGACAAUCCUUUGUGGAUCGACAGUCUUUGUGUAACUCUUCCGUCUGUUUGGAACAAGAUCUUUUCAGAUCUUGUUCCAUAUAUCUAAGUUUGGGUCUUCCUUUGGACCUUCUCUCUACUAUUCUACUACUGGCACCUGCCUUAAUAUUUUCUUAGGUAUAUCAUUUUCCUGCAUCCAGCGCAAACCUUCAAUCUAUAUAAUAACUUCUUUAUCCAGUCUUUUAACAUAGCGCUUUCUUUGCCUUUAUAGUUCGCUACGAACAUCUUAUCGGGAGUGUUUUGAAUUUAAUUCUAUUCCCUUGUUAUUUACAACUGUUUCCUCCCAGGUCCAAAGAAUGUAUAGAAAACGUAAAGUAAAAAUAGCUGUUUUCACCAGUUUAGUUUUUUGGUAUUUAUAUGAACAAUCUGUGCAAAUUUUGUAAACAAAGAAGGCUGUGUAUUUUUGACAUGAUCAAAAUACCAACAUAUAUUUGAUAUUCGUAGUAAGUAAGCAUGAAUUAUUUAUUUUUUUGUAUAAUUAUAGGCUAGUGAGAGACGUUACAAAGACCAAGGCGUUAAAAAAUCGAUUAAGUUAGGUAAUUGUAUUUUUUAAGCAAUAAGGUGAUGUCCUUGGAAAAGAUAGUACAGUUUAAAGCAAUAUCUUACCUGACUAUAUUUCGGUGCUGAGUAGAUAAUUUAGAUUUAGGUGUAGUUACGAAUUGUUUUAUACUUCAAGAUUGUACAUACACAGUGGUAACAAUAAAUUGUAUC